CGAGUUGGAAGAGGCGAGUUCGGUCUCAAAAUGGAGGUAAAACCGCCGCCCGGUCGCCCCCAGCCCGACUCCGGCCGUCGCCGCCGCCGCCGGGGGGAGGAGGGCCAUGAUCCAAAGGAACCAGAACAGUUGAGAAAACUGUUUAUUGGUGGUCUGAGCUUUGAAACUACAGAUGAUAGCUUAAGAGAACAUUUUGAGAAAUGGGGCACACUUACAGAUUGUGUGGUGAUGAGAGACCCCCAAACAAAACGUUCCAGGGGCUUUGGUUUUGUGACUUACUCUUGUGUUGAAGAGGUGGAUGCAGCAAUGUGUGCUCGACCACACAAGGUUGAUGGGCGUGUAGUGGAACCAAAGAGAGCUGUUUCUAGAGAGGAUUCUGUAAAGCCUGGUGCCCAUCUAACAGUGAAGAAAAUUUUUGUUGGUGGUAUUAAAGAAGAUACAGAAGAAUAUAAUUUGAGAGACUACUUUGAAAAGUAUGGCAAGAUUGAAACCAUAGAAGUUAUGGAAGACAGGCAGAGUGGAAAAAAGAGAGGAUUUGCUUUUGUAACUUUUGAUGAUCAUGAUACAGUUGAUAAAAUUGUUGUUCAGAAAUACCACACUAUUAAUGGGCAUAAUUGUGAAGUGAAAAAGGCCCUUUCUAAACAAGAGAUGCAAUCUGCUGGAUCACAAAGAGGUCGUGGAGGUGGAUCUGGCAACUUUAUGGGUCGUGGAGGAAACUUUGGAGGUGGUGGAGGUAACUUUGGCCGUGGUGGAAACUUUGGUGGAAGAGGAGGCUAUGGUGGUGGGGGUGGUGGCAGCAGAGGUAGUUAUGGAGGAGGUGAUGGUGGAUAUAACGGAUUUGGAGGCGACGGUGGUAACUAUGGCGGUGGUCCUGGUUACAGUAGUAGAGGAGGCUAUGGUGGUGGUGGACCAGGAUAUGGAAACCAAGGUGGUGGAUAUGGUGGCGGUGGUGGAGGAUAUGAUGGUUACAAUGAAGGAGGAAAUUUUGGAGGUAACUAUGGUGGUGGUGGGAGCUAUAAUGAUUUUGGAAAUUAUAGUGGACAACAGCAAUCAAAUUAUGGACCCAUGAAGGGGGGAAGUUUUGGUGGAAGAAGCUCGGGAAGUCCCUAUGGUGGUGGUUAUGGAUCUGGUGGUGGAAGUGGUGGAUAUGGUAGCAGAAGGUUCUAAAAACUCAGAAGAAAAGGGCUACAGUUCUUAGCAGGAGAGAGAGCGAGGAGUUGUCAGGAAAGCUGCAGGUUACUUUGAGACAGUCGUCCCAAAUGCAUUAGAGGAACUGUAAAAAUCUGCCACAGAAGGAACGAUGAUCCAUAGUCAGAAAAGUUACUGCAGCUUAAACAGGAAACCCUUCUUGUUCAGGACUGUCAUAGCCACAGUUUGCAAAAAGUGCAGCUAUUGAUUAAUGCAAUGUAGUGUCAAUUAGAUGUACAUUCCUGAGGUCUUUUAUCUGUUGUAGCUUUGUCUUUUUCUUUUUCUUUUCAUUACAUCAGGUAUAUUGCCCUGUAAAUUGUGGUAGUGGUACCAGGAAUAAAAAAUUAAGGAAUUUUUAA
This is a messenger RNA of Eubalaena glacialis (North Atlantic right whale), 1547 nucleotides long. RefSeq names its product heterogeneous nuclear ribonucleoprotein A3. The transcript has a single exon. Gene Ontology annotation, molecular function: RNA binding. Lineage: Eukaryota; Metazoa; Chordata; Mammalia; Artiodactyla; Balaenidae. Bases 31 to 1167 code for a protein of 378 amino acids. The record is from RefSeq and is a predicted model, not a curated record.